This is a messenger RNA of Pseudophryne corroboree (corroboree frog), 4002 nucleotides long. RefSeq names its product myeloperoxidase-like. NCBI's taxonomy places the organism in Eukaryota, Metazoa, Chordata, Amphibia, Anura, Myobatrachidae. The record is from RefSeq and is a predicted model, not a curated record. The coding region runs from base 1 to 2148 and encodes 715 amino acids. Gene Ontology annotation, molecular function: heme binding; peroxidase activity. The transcript is spliced from 12 exons. Gene Ontology annotation, biological process: response to oxidative stress; defense response to bacterium.
AUGCUUUUUAUGUUAGUUUUGCUUUCUGUUUUCUGCCUGGCCUCACAGUUUUAUAAUCCUUUGUCUUAUUUUUUUUUACAAGGUGGACUGGGAGAGCUGCAAAGUGGUAUAAUCACAGACUGUGUCAAAGAAGCCAAACGGCUUGUCGAUAAGGCCUAUACAGGGACCAGAACCAUGUUGAAGUCUCGUGUGAAGAGAGAAACUGUAAAUCCAGGUGAUCUAUUGGCAUUCUUCAAACAACCCGUGGCAAUAAGCAGAAAUGCAAUUCGGGCGGCUGAUUACAUGGACCUCACUCUACUGCUUAUAACUGAGAAAGUGAAACUGAUCCACCCAGGCCCCUUCAAUAUCUCAGAUAUACUCACAGCUGAACAGAAGGAAAUUAUUUCCAAACUAAGUGGAUGCGCCUACCAGUACCUCCCUAAGAUUUGCGAUCCCUCACCUUACCGCACCAUUACUGGAGAGUGUAACAACAUAAAGAAACCCACCCUUGGGGCAUCCAACACAGGUUUCAAGCGUUUGCUGAAUCCAGAAUAUGAAGAUGGAGUCUCACUUCCUCGGGGUUGGACUCCAAACCUCAACAUCAAUGGAUUCCCUCUACCCUUGUCACGUGCAGUAUCAAAUGAAAUUGUAAGGUUCCCUACUGAGACCCUGACCUUAGAUGAUGAGAGAUCACUCAUGUUCAUGCAGUGGGGCCAGUACGUGGAUCACGAUACUGAUCUUUCUCCGGACACCCCUUCCAGAACAACUUUCUUUGAAGGAAAGGACUGUGAGACCAGUUGUGCUCGGUCACACCCCUGCUUUCCUCUGAUGAUUCCACCAAAUGAUCCUCGGAUUACAAACAGAAAUGACUGUCUGCCAAUGUUUAGAUCAGCACCAGUGUGCAGUCUAAGCACUCCUGUACGUGAACAGAUCAAUGUCCUGACCUCAUACGUUGAUGGAAGCCAAAUCUAUGGCAGUGAUGCGAUAGUUGCUAACAAGCUUCGGAACACCACCAACCAACUAGGCCUGUUGACCAUUAAUCAGAACUUCACAGAUAAUGGACAUUCAUUCCUUCCUUUUGCUGAGAAUCAGGAGGACAUAUGUAUUAUGACAAACAAAUCGGCCAAAAUUCCUUGUUUCCUGGCAGGGGACACUCGUGUCAGUGAAAUGCCUGGUCUUACUGUACUUCACACACUCUUCAUGAGAGAACACAAUCGUAUUGCAACGGAACUGCAUGCAUUAAAGCCAAACUGGUCUGGGGAAAAGCUGUACCAAGAAACCCGAAAGAUUGUAGGAAGCAUCUUGCAGAAAAUCAAUUACAAAGAUUGGCUGCCACUGCUGGUGGGCAACGAGGCAUCGAAAGUUCUUCCUGCAUAUAGGUCUUACAAUGAGAGUGAGGACCCACGGGUGUCCAAUGUCUUCACUAUUGCCUUCAGAAUGGGACAUACUCUGAUACAGCCAUUCAGUUACCGAUUAGCGGAGGGUUACCGCCCCUACGGCCAAGAACCAGCAGUACCACUGCAUAUGACAUUCUUUGCCAGCUGGAGGGUGGUGACACAAGGUGGAAUUGAUCCUCUGCUACGGGGAUUGAUAGCCAAUCGGGCCAAAUUAAACCGCCAGAACCAGAUGGUGGUUGACGAGUUGAGGGAUCGACUCUUCAAGUUGGUCAAGCGUAUCGGUUUUGAUCUAACUUCUCUCAAUAUGCAACGAGGUCGGGAACAUGGAUUGCCAGGCUACAACUCAUGGAGGAGGUUCUGUGGCCUUUCUGCACCUCGUAAUGUGCAGGAGUUGGCUACUGUGCUGAAUAAUAGACAGCUUGCAGAAAAAUUGAUUAGUUUAUAUGGAACACCUGAAAACAUUGAUGUCUGGGUUGGAGGAGUCUCUGAGCCCCUGGUUCCCAAUGGAAGAACUGGGAAGCUGCUUUCUUGCCUGAUUGGAAAUCAGUUCCGUAGAGCUCGAGAUGGAGACCGGUUUUACUAUGAAAAUCCCACAGUGUUCAAUCCAGCGCAAAGAAGCUCAAUAGAAAAAGUGACUCUGGCCAGUAUCAUAUGUAGUAAUACUAACAUCAAACAGGUCCCUCGCAAUGUCUUCAUGGGGAACAAGUACCCACAAGAUUUUGUCAACUGUUUAAACAUCCCAUCGCUGGACCUGAGUCCUUGGAGAAGUUGAGACAGAGACAGUCUUGGUUUCGUUUUGAAAGCACUGAGAAAAACUGACGUAUCCAACAUGGACAGAUAAAGAAGAUGUCAGUGAAUUUCUCUGCUAAUCCUACAAAGAUAUAAUACAGAUGAUGUAUUUAAAUGAGUAUGUUAUAUUAAUAAAAUUGUUAUUGCUAAUAGUAAUUAUCACUCAUGUAUCUAAAUUUGUUGCUGUACAUUUUAUUUAAUCUUUAUGCUAAUAAUAUACAUAACAUGUCAGGGCUGUAGAGAGAUGUGCUGGGUCCCGGUACUUUUUGGGGAGUGGCCUAAUCAUGGGUGGCGUGGCAUGCCCCUUAGAAAAAGAAGUACUUGCUGCAUGUUAAAAAGGAGUGGGUGCCUGGAGCCAGGAGCAAAUCCGGGGGGUGAUCAGUGUGAUCGCCCUCCUGCAGCAGCCUCCCUGGCCCCACUGUAGUUCAACACACAGAAACAUGUGCUGUGCUAAGGAGAGAAGCUCCUGCAGAGGCUGACAGGUAAGAGGAAGGGAGGGAGGGGGGUCAGUGACAGACCCUGCCCCUUCCAACAAUAUUUGGCUUGGGUAAUUAAUACCCACCCUCCCCUCUUGGCGGCCCUGUCCACAUCUCAAAAUUGAAGAACUCCCUCUGUGGUAUAAACCUUAUACAGAUGUGGACACCUUCAUCUUACCCACGAAUGGGUCACAGGUGCGAUCUUGCCGCAGUUGUGAUUAUUCGCUGCAAGGUGCCUAUAGUUGCAUCCACGAUCACUCAGUGCAUUUCCUAUGGAUUGCGGGUGCGACUAUAUGCAAAAACCCACGAACAUGCACAUGCAUAGCGGAAAACCUGCUGACAAUACCCGUGAUCUCAGCUAAGAUGAAAAGAGAGACACAUCUACAAAUUGUGGUAAAGUCUAGGAAAUAUUAUAGCUAGUAUUAGUUACACAAUAUAUUCUAUUCUUCCAUAUGACACUUUCCCAACACUUCCAGUAAUUCUCCCUGCUUACGUUUCCAUUCCCUCCAUAACGCACUUCUUUUCUCUCAAAGGAACCAACACUCAGCACUUUUCUUGAUAUUUUUGUGCUAGUCAGAAAAUGACCACAAAACAAGAUAGAAACACUUCAUGCAUUUAAAUGAAAUUAAAUGUGUUGAAGGUUCUUCUUACCGUGCUGCAUGGGGGCGUUACUAAGAAGACGCUCUGAGAAUUGCCUCAUCUCACUCUCAUUCAGGGAGUGUAGACAAGUACAGUGUGUGAUCGUUUACCUAAAUGCACAUGUGGUUAUCUCAUCUGUAGGUGAAUCUCACAGAGACUUUGCAUAUGGUCAAUAUUGAUUAUUAAUUUGCAUACAUUUCUCCAUCCUACAGCUCACAUUGCUGAUCAACAACCUCCAAUACAAUGCUGAUAUAACACAUAAAUAAGAUAUUAAUAUACAAAGAUACAUUUCAGUUCAUUUCACCAACUUCAGAUGGCGAUAUGAAAAGGAGAAACAAUAUGGAAACAUGAUGUUUUCAUUCUUCUCUGAUUCUAACACUAAUAAGGGGCACUACUGGAAAAAUCUUAAGGUGGGCACACAGCUAAAGAUAUAGCAGUAGAUCAAUCGAUCUGCAGAUAUACUGUGUCUGUAGAUGAUACACACUGACCAACAACCACUGCCAUCUGCAGAUAUAUCUGUUGUUGAGAACAUUGGUCAAUUAUUGUUUCUGCUAUACACACUGAUAGAUUGUCGUCCUGAAAUGUGUCAAAUCUUGCAAUAAACAUAAUGUGCUGGCCUUUCAAAGAGCACACAGAAAAAGGAAUGGCCUUUAUUGUGUGUUCUAUCCCACUCCUUCCGUCUCCCACAGUCUCUCUCUCUCUCUCUCUCUCUCUCUCUCUCU